AUGGAUACAAAAAAAAAAACUGUGAUUGAUAACGCUAGUGAUAUAUAUAAAGAGCUUAAAGAACUUAAAAAUAAAAAUGAAAAAUUAAAAGGUGUAAACGAGCAAUUAAUAGCUGAUAAUAAGAAUUUAAAGGCUACAAAUGAGAUUCUAAGAAAAGAAGCUUCGACAUAUCAAUCAGCUUUAGGGGAUGCAUUAAAUUUCCGUUUGAGUGAUGAAGAUAAUAAUAAUUCGGUCCAACUUUCGGCAGAUAUAAAUCUUUUACAGGACAGACUUGAGAAAUACGUUACUACUUUAAAAGGUCCCUCUAUAGACCUUGAAAUUAAAGCAAUUCAAGAACUAUAUAGAAAAUAUCAAUUAGAUACUCAACGUAUAAAGGAUAAAAUUCUAAUGAAAUCAGUUUUACAACGUUACGUAUUAGAAAAGGUUCUAGAAUUGGUAGAUGGUUAUUUUAAAAUUGAAAAUAAUAACAAAAUAGAAGAAAUAGAAGAUUCGUAUAAUCAAGAAAAAUAUAUAAUGAAUCAUACAGAUCAGCUGAUAAAUUUCUUUGAUAAAUUUUAUACUCACCAUUCAAAACAUAUUAAUAAUGUGACCAAGGCUGUUCCAACAAAAAUACGUCAACAAGUGUAUGGUGUCUUGGGUGAAUUUGGAUUUUCUGAAAUUUAUGAAAAAGAAAAUGAACAAUAUAUCCAUCCAUUUAUAACAUUCACAGCACAAGAACUCAAUCAGUUAAUGUCAGGAUAUCGUUACAUUAAAGAUGGAAAUAAAAGAAAGGUUGCAGAAGAUAUGGCAAAAGAUCUUAUCAAAGAUAUUAUCAAUAUAUUUAAAUUUCGUUUGAUGGUUCAAGAGCCACCAUGUGAAAUACAUUGGUUUAAACAUAAUGACAAAAUAGAACCAAAAUUCAUGAAGGGACAAUGGGAUGAUGAUUGUUGGGAUGAUUAUGUUGUGGAUAUUUGCUAUUUCCCUUUGAUUGGAAUAGAAUUCGGUGAUGAUUUUAGUAAAUGCAAAGUGUGCACUCAUGCAAGAGUUUUCCCUCGAAAUAUUAAAGAUGAUAUAGAGGAAAUAUUAUCAGAAAAUAAAAUAAAAGAAAGUCCAUUCAACAAUAACGGUGGUUCUCCAUUUAAAAAAAAUUUAACUGGGGCCAUAAGAAAUGGAAUCACGUCUAAAAAUAAUGAUGAAAUUAAAAGAGAUUCAAUUGAAAAUAAAGGAGAAUGA
Molecule: messenger RNA, 1212 nt
Organism: Entrophospora sp. SA101
Lineage: Eukaryota; Fungi; Glomeromycota; Glomeromycetes; Entrophosporales; Entrophosporaceae
Source: the annotation of a GenBank genome assembly